Messenger RNA from Eutrema salsugineum, 4257 nucleotides. RefSeq names its product tRNA(adenine(34)) deaminase, chloroplastic. NCBI's taxonomy places the organism in Eukaryota, Viridiplantae, Streptophyta, Magnoliopsida, Brassicales, Brassicaceae. Gene Ontology annotation, cellular component: chloroplast. Bases 168 to 4070 code for a protein of 1300 amino acids. The transcript is spliced from 4 exons. Gene Ontology annotation, molecular function: tRNA-specific adenosine deaminase activity. Gene Ontology annotation, biological process: tRNA wobble adenosine to inosine editing. The record is from RefSeq and is a predicted model, not a curated record.
CACAAUGUUUCAUAAUUCAUUUUUCGAUGUAAAUCUCAUCGAUAUCGCAAGCUCGCAACGAUGGUUUCUGUAAUCUCAAAAUGAAAUUUCAGUAGCUGCUUGCCUGCUUCUAUGCUUAACGAGGCACCUCUUCUUCUUCUUCUUCUUCUUCUUCCUCUCUCGACAAUAUGUUCAACACAUACACAAACUCAGUUCUAUGGCCGAUUAGAAGUAGGAAUCACCAAGGUUACUGCUCUUUGCUCCCCGAGAGAUCUGAAACUUACCGAUUUUCUCAAUCAUCUACAUCGUCGAGGUGUUGCUGUGCUAGUUCUCGCUCACGCUGCUGUUGCUAUUCAACGCCAUCUUCUUCGUUUGUUAAGCCUAAGGUAUCGAUAAACCCUGGAUUUGUGCUUUAUGGGCUCAGACAAUCCACACUUAUUCAGUGGCCUUCGUUUCAAAGGAGGUUGCUGGUUGGUGUGGGUAGGCAAUGCUGUGAAUCUGAGGUUUACCCUUCUUGUGGUGGCACAAGAAGAAAUCGAGGGUUUAGGCUUAGGGCUUCGGAAGAAUGUGGUAGAAGUUGUUCUGAUGAUGUAGAGGCUAUGAUUUCGUUUUUAAGUGAGGAACUGAUAGAUGAGGAGAGAAAUUGGAACUUAGUUAGUAGAAUUGAAGCUAAGAAGAAAGUGAGGUAUGGUGGUGAGUUCCGUGAUGGAAAUGUGAGAAAGGUUAAAGUUGAAGGAAGAGAUACUCGAAAAAACAAGAAUGAUGACGGAAAAUUAGAGGAGAAAUAUAGGCGAAAUGGGAUUAGGGAAGAUGUGAAAUUAGAGGAGGAAUAUGAGUGCCAACAUUGUGGUGGGAGGAAGAAAAAUUCUCAGCUGGAGAAAAAUUCUAAAUUGGACUCCAUUGGGGAAACUUAUAGGAGGAAUGAAGAAAGGGUAGUUCGACCAAGAAGGACAAAGAGUUCGAGCUGUUCAUCGUAUUAUUCACUUGGUUCUUCAGGGGAUUUCGAAAGCGAUACUGAAGAUCAGGAAGAUGAUGUGGAAUUUCAUUGCGAAAGCCUGAGAAGUUCGGAGAAGAAGGCUGUUGAACAGUCAACCAAUGGACUGAAAUCUAGAAAGGAAGCCUCGAGGAGAAAGAGAGAAGAGAGCUCUAAUGGAGUCGGUUCAAGCUAUCGCAAGCAGGUCUUUGAGGAAGGGGAAAAUUCAAAUCAGGCAGUGAGUUUGGACAAGAGAAGGAGAAGAAGAAAUCAGUUUAGUCAGACUAGUAGUAGAUUGUCUGAAUCGACGGGAAAUUACGAAGAAGAUAUGGAAAUUCAUGAGAUCCAUGUCAACGAUGAGGAAACCAAUUCCCAAAAUCAAAAGAACUUUGGUGGAAGGGAGGACAAUAGAGUCUCCUCAAUUCGUAAUGAUUUUGGAAGAGAAAACUUUGAGAGUUCUCAGCAGCAAGGCAAGGAAAGAUUGGGGGCUCGUUAUAGCAGUGAGGAAAGAGUGUCUGAAAUGCGCAGAAGUGCCAAAUAUAGCAGUAGCCAGGAGGAAGGUAUAAAUGUGCUCCAAAAUUUUCCAGAGACGACAAAUUAUCAGCAACCUCCAGUGGAAGAAAGGAUAUCUAAGCAAGCUGGUAUGAGAAUGAGUACUGAACGCUUCUCUGAAAAUUCAGAGAUUCAUGAUAUGGACAUCAGAAAUACAUAUGUCUCCCAAAGCGAAGAUCGGAUUAGAAACCAAGAAGUACAUGUUAGCUCGGUUUCCGGUUUGCAAUCAGAAGGGAGGCAGCAAGAUUGUCAUGUUGAACAAAAUCCCUUGCAAAAGAUGCAAUCUGACAGAACUUCUGUGUCUGUAUCUCAUACUAGUGAUGCAGUAAGGUCUACAGAAAUUAAGAGGAAAUCUGAGAAGAGGAUAAUUGGUCAAGGAAGUACUACGAUUGUGCGAUUGAACAGCGAAGCAGAAAAAAGCGGUGCUUGGAAAGAUUCUCGGCUAGAUCAUGCUAACUCGACAAGAGGAGGUCGGAUGGCCUUAGGGUUGCAAAGUUCUCAGGAAAAGCUGUCUGAAGAGCCCCCAAGAUCACAAUCAUCUUUAACUUUGGAAUCGGGAAAUAGAAUGCAGCUGGUAGAUCUGGUUUCAGAGGAGAUGCAAGGAUCUGAAACAACACUAAUUCCUCCUCCUUCUCAGCUAGUAAGCAGAGGCUCAGGGCAAAGUUAUGGAACUGGUGGAGCUUUUAUUCAAGAAAUUUCCCAGGGAACUUCAGAAACAGGUUAUCCCACUGCCUUUGAACAUCCAGGGGCAGGAGCUUUUGUUAAUAGUCAAUCUGCUGGAGAACUGAUGAGAUUUACAGCACACGAAGAUGCUUUAGGUUCGGCCCAUCGGUUUGAACAGUCAUCAGAGAAAUUUAUUGGGGAGUUUGUGAAAAAGGCCAAGCAUGAAGUAUCAACUCCGGAGAAUGAAGAGCGAAGACCUGAAAGCAAUCAGUUGAAGAGGCGGGACUCAAGGCGGUCAUCUGGUGGUUCAGGAGCAAAGGGACCUUCAGAUGAAAUGUGGGUCACGGAUUCUGCUCAGGGAACUCCUCAACCAGGAGCCACAGAAGGGAAUGCAGCAGAGGGAAAUGCAAAUUUCAAAAGAAGUGGUAGGUCCUUGUGGAGUGUUAUCGCCGAUAUUGCUCGGCUUAGGUGGGGCUCACGAGCUGGAAGCCCUGACUCGAGUGCAAAGCCCACUAGAAAGAGUUCACCCAACGAGUCAGUUAGUAGUGCAACAUGGUUUUCUGGACGUGAGCAUGACGGAAGCAGUGAUGAUAACACAAAAGCGGAUAAAGUUUUGCCACAAGAAGCUGCUUCCCCACAUCAAUUGGAGGUUAGUCAAACUUCGUCGAGGAGCCAAUUUGUAUCUUCUGAUGCUACGGAGCUGAAGCAGCAAUCUGGGAGGCCUGAAGGUGUAGUAUCAUCGCCAUUUUCCACAAUAUUAGAAAGUGGCUCUGCAUCCUAUCGCAUGCCUUCCACAUCUGGUGAUCAAAUUGUUGGUGUAGAUAAAGAAGAAGGCAGAGACUUUGAGUUUCGUCUUUCUGAAACAGCUUCGACAGAGGUGCCAUUGAGACUGCCUAGUCGAAACCUGAAAAGAUCUCCUGCUAUCAAGGAUCCAUCAGAAUCUAGUCCCACCAAGGUAUCUAGCGAUCAAAAUGUUGCUCUGGGAAAAGUAAGUGGCUACCAGGCUCGUGUUCCUGAAAUGGAUGCAGUCCAAAAGCCGUUAAUAUUUCCAGGUCGCAACCUAAGGUCUCCUGUUCUAAAAGAACCUUCACAAUCCCGUCCCAGCAUAUUAUCUGGCAGUAGAAGCUUAAGAGAGCAGGUGGAACAACAACAACCUCUAAGUGCGAAAUCCCAGGAAGAAACAGAUUCCAUAUCGACAGGCUCCCCGUUGAUACAAAGGAAACUUCAGAGGAACAAACAGGUUGUGAGGGACAGUUUUGAGGAGUGGGAAGAAGCAUACAGAGUAGAAGCUGAAAGGCGAACAGUUGAUGAGAUAUUCAUGAGAGAAGCAUUAGUAGAAGCUAAGAAAGCUGCUGAUAUGUGGGAGGUACCUGUCGGGGCUGUGCUGGUACACGACGGGAAGAUUAUCGCUCGAGGUUUUAACUUAGUAGAGGAUCUUCGUGAUUCGACUGCCCAUGCAGAAAUGAUUUGCAUUCGAGAGGGUUCCAAAGUACUUCGUUCAUGGAGGCUCGCGGAUACGACGCUCUAUGUAACACUAGAACCGUGCCCAAUGUGUGCGGGAGCAAUACUUCAAGCAAGGGUCAACACUCUCGUGUGGGGUGCUCCAAAUAAGCUUCUCGGAGCAGAUGGCAGCUGGAUCAGGUUGUUCCCUGGAGGCGAAGGAAAUGGAUCAGAAGCUUCAGAAAAGCCAGCGCCUCCGGUUCACCCGUUCCAUCCCAAGAUGACAAUCCGUCGUGGAGUUCUUGAAUCAGAAUGUGCUCAGACAAUGCAGCAGUUUUUCCAGCUAAGGAGGAAGAAGAAAGACAAGAACUCAGAUCCACCCGCUCCUACCGAUCAUCAUCAUCAUCAUCCGUCAAAACUCCUCAACAAGAUGCAUCAAGUCUUGCCAUUUUUCUGUCUGUAGAAGCUUACCUCUCCAACCCCUAUAGUGUUUGAACGAAGAACAAGUUUUUUGCAUCUGGGUCUGUUCACUGUAUAUUUAUGUCCACUGUAAUUUGUUAAAAUCUAAAGACCAGGUUCUCAGCUUACAAGAGCAAACAGAUGUACUCUUCACUGGACCUAUGGAAUUGAAAAAAAAAGGUACUUAACAA